GACAGCAUCCGCCACCCACUUCCGGUCCGCGCAGGCCGGGGCAGGUGCUGAGCGCGCAGUCAAGGCCGCGGCCCGGUCUGGGCGUGUCGGGACGGAGCAGGCUGCAGCUUGGCCGGGAGCCUGCGGCCCGGAGGUCGCCUCUCCACGCACAGCCGUGGUCUCAGUUUUGCUGGAGCUUGAAGAUGCUGAAAGAGCGUCUGGAGAUGACAGAUCCUCAGCAACAGAUGGAUGCUCCAGUAGUGAAGCUGGAGAAGGAGCUGCCAUGGGGCCGGGCAGGGGAGGACUCAAGUCCUGAGGCAUUCCGGCUAAGGUUUCGUCAGUUCCGCUACCAAGAGGCCGCUGGUCCCCAGGAAGCCCUCAGGGAGCUCCAAGAGCUGUGUCGGCGGUGGCUGAGGCCCGAGCUGCACACCAAAGAGCAGAUCCUGGAGCUGCUGGUGCUGGAGCAGUUCCUCACCAUCCUGCCCCGAGAGUUCUACACCUGGAUCCGAGAACACAGCCCAGACAGCAGCAAGGCUCUGGCAGCCAUGGUGGAGGACCUGAUGGAGAGCACACCGGAGGCCAAGGCGGUUCCAUGCCAUGCCCAGGGAGAGCCGCUGGUCACAGCCCUUGGUGGAGGAUCUUGGCAAUCAGGCAUCCCUUUAGGACCAGUGGAAGUCAAACCUGAGUGGGGGAUACUUCAAGGAGAAGGAGUUCAAAGCCUGGGCCCAAGCACGGCAGGACAGCUGAGCCAGGGCCCUGGAGACGGGACACAGGCCUUCCAGGAGCAAGCACUGCCCAUUCUUCAUGGGGGUCCAGCUCUUCCCUCUGUGAGCACCAGAGACCAAGAGAUUGCUGCUGGGUUCCUUGCAGCCACAUCCCAGGGCCUGGGGCCAUUUAAAGACAUGGCCCUGGCUUUCCCUGAGGAGGAGUGGAGGCAUGUGGCCCCAGCGCAGAUUGACUGCUUCGGGGAAUACGUGGAAUCACAGGACUGUGGGGUCCUUCCAGGUGCUGGGAACAAGGAGAAGGAAGCCAAACCCCAGCAGGAAGACCUGAAAAGAGCAUUUGUUGGGUUGACUUCUGAUGGGUUUGGAGAAGCAGCCAUCCAGGUUCCUGGGCCAGGGGGUGCCUGUGAGCAGGAACCUGGGGCCUCUGGGACCAAUUUACCUGGGCUCCCUGCUCCCCAGCAUGGGGUCCCCCUGCCCGAUGCCCUCAACACUCACAAUUCUUUCUGGAAGCCUUUCCAGUGCCCUGAAUGUGGAAAAGGCUUUAGUCGCAGCUCCAACCUUGUCAGGCACCAGCGAACCCAUGAAGAGGAGAAGUCCUUUGGCUGCGUGGAGUGCGGGAAAGGUUUCACUCUGAGGGAGUACCUCACAAAGCAUCAGAGGACCCAUCUGGGCAAGAGGCCCUAUGUGUGUGGUGAGUGCUGGAAGACCUUCAGCCAGAGGCAUCACCUGGAGGUGCACCAGCGUAGCCACACGGGGGAGAAACCCUACAAGUGUGCAGACUGCUGGAAGGGCUUCAGCCGGAGGCAGCACCUGCUGGUGCACCGCAGGACACACACUGGGGAGAAGCCCUACACCUGUGAGUGCGGCAAGAGCUUCAGUAGGAAUGCCAACCUGGCGGUGCACCGGCGUGCGCACACUGGGGAGAAGCCCUAUGGCUGCCAGGUGUGCGGCAAACGCUUCAGCAAGGGGGAGCGCCUGGUGCGGCACCAGAGGAUCCACACCGGCGAGAAGCCCUACCACUGCCCUGCCUGCGGCCGCAGCUUCAACCAGAGGUCCAUCCUCAACCGGCACCAGAAGACUCAGCAUCGCCAGGAGCCCCCAGUGCAGUGAGCCUACCAUGGGGACAGCUCUGUCUCGGCACAACUUGCAUUAUUCCAAGUGGCCUGGGCCUUGCCCAGUGAGGAACAGCAGAAUAUGUCCAAGCAGGAGGAGGGCAGAGCGUAGUGUAUGGAGGGCUUCCAAAGAGCCCGGCUUCCUUCACCUGUUGUAGGGAAACACAAUCCUGAGCUUCAGGUUUUUGUUUUUUGUUUUUUCCUCCCAUAGCGGGAUUUGGGAACCCACCUCCUGAGCAAGUUUGGAGGGAAGGGCAGAGUUUUGUUGUACAUUGUCAGCUUGAAGCUCGUUUUUCUUUUUGAGGUAAGGUCUUGCGUUAGCUAAGAUGAUCUUGAACUUCUCAUCCUCCUGCCUCCUUCUUCCCAGUGCUGGGACUACAGGAGUGUGCCACCGUGCCUGGUUUAUGCUAUUUUGGAGAUGAACCCAGGCUUUGUGCAUGCUAGGUGGGCUACUCUACUGACUGAGGUAUGUGACCAUCUUUGAAGUUCAAUUUUUUGGAGAGAGCUCUCUCUUGCCUGUGAGAUUAUUAGCUCUGGCCUGCCCUCCCUCCAUCUGUUUUUCAUUUGCAAAUAUUUAUUAAGCACCUAUUAUGCUCCUGGCUCUGAGAAUACCCUGGUGAUUGGGACCAGUGAGAUCUUGGAGCUUGUGAGCAAAGCUGACUCAGUAGCUUGUAAGUAUCCCAAAGCACGUGUUGUUGCAAGUGCCACAUCCUGUGCCAGACUGUCCCUGUGUGGGAAUCUCACAUGCCCUCCACCUCAGGUGGGGCCUUCUCUCAUGCAGCCUGUUUAAUUUUCCUCUCUUGGCAGCCUUAUUGUUGUGGACUAGAACAUCUUACCCUUAUCUGUAAAGUCUCCCUGUCCCAUUACUCCUGCACACUGUAACCACAGCUACUAGAAAAUUAAUAUUUUGCUACUGAUCGUUGAAUAAAUGUGGAAAUAUUUUAAAACAA
Messenger RNA from Phodopus roborovskii (desert hamster), 2766 nucleotides. It is a transcript of the gene Zscan25, whose product is annotated as zinc finger and SCAN domain containing 25. Gene Ontology annotation, biological process: regulation of transcription by RNA polymerase II. Gene Ontology annotation, cellular component: nucleus. The transcript has 6 exons. The record is from RefSeq and is a predicted model, not a curated record. Lineage: Eukaryota; Metazoa; Chordata; Mammalia; Rodentia; Cricetidae. Gene Ontology annotation, molecular function: DNA-binding transcription factor activity, RNA polymerase II-specific; RNA polymerase II cis-regulatory region sequence-specific DNA binding. The coding region runs from base 183 to 1814 and encodes 543 amino acids.